GCAAUUGCUGCCUUCCUGUAAGACAAAUAUCAUUCGCUACCUGUAGACUGGGAAAGAUUAAUUUCCAUUCAAUACAAAAGAGACCGACCAGAGAGUUGGAACCCCGCCUUCCACCGAUGCGAGAUAGUAUUCUGGGGUGCUUUCUCCCCAUAUCCCGCCAUCUUGCUCACUAUUUUACCCCCUCUGGACGAAGAUCGCUAGUUUGAUUGGACUUUGUUCUUUUCUCAAUCACUGGAAGCCCCCUAUGCCUUGCGAGUCGCAAUUGUAUCAACCAUGAGCGGCACAGCUCCACCACCAUCAGGCAGCGGGAAUGCAGUGCCUCCCAAAAAUCCGCUGAUGUUUCCUCCGCCGGGAGGCUGGAUCAACCCUUCUGAGGCUCCCAUGCACCACAAGGCUGUUCUUCUUGUUGGACCCGUCACCGCAUUCUAUAUCUUGGAUUUAAUAGCACUGGGUUUUCGAGUCUGGGCGAGGUACAUCAAGAAAGUUUCCUGGCGUCUCUCUGAUUAUGCUAUCUUCAUUGCCGCUAUCUUUGGAACGGGCUAUAUGGCAAUCAUCUGGCUAGUGGCCGAUCGUGGCGCUAUUGGCUACCCUAUCAUCCAAGUUGCUCCUCAUGAGCGGUCACUCAUCCGCAAGGCAUUUUUUGCAGCCUGGCUUCUGCAAUCCUGGGCCAACUCGUUUGUUCGCCUCUCCAUUCUCGAUUUCCUCCUGCAAGUCUUCUUCCCCGUCAAGAGGUUCUGCAUCGCCAUCUAUUUGUUUCAAGCGGCGACCGUGGCCUACCUGGUUGCGUGCACAAUCGCCUUUUUUGCCACCUGCCGCCCUUUUCGGUACAACUGGGCGCUCACUCCAGAUGUGCCCCAGCAUUGCGGCAACCUCAAACUCAAAUUCCUUCUCAGCGCCAUCUUCAACCUUAUCCUCGAUGUUUGUAUCCUUAUUCUCCCCAUGCCUAUGCUCUGGACUUUGCAUGUGAGCACACGCAAGAAGGUUGCCAUAACCUUUGUCUUCGGCCUCGGUAUUUUUGUCUGCUUCGCCACGGCAUGGCGGACAUACCACGUGGUUGAAUUCAGCAAGCCCAAGAACCAGAUGAACUUCACUGUGGAAGUUGUCGAGGAUGCUCUGUGGUCUGGACUUGAAAUUACUCUUGGGAUCAUCAACGCAUGCCUCCCCGUGAUACCGCCCGCAGCCCAGCGCGUCCUCAAUGCUCCAUACCUCCAACUCAUCAGUUUCUCGACGAGCCGCUUUUCAAAGAAGUCCAAGACGUCCACAGCGUACAGCGCUACAUCCAGUCACUCGCGCUUCUCACCAUGGGCUCGUCUUAGUAGCUCAAAGGACGAAUCGAAGGCCGGUAUCGAGCGCGAAGUGGGAUAUUCGGUCGACACCGAGUCAAACGCUAGUCAUCGCAUUCCUAUGGAGAGCAUGGGAACAACCACAAAGCUAGCGGGCCAAAACCCUAUGACAUAUCAUGAUCCUCUAAAGAAUCACUAAAGCCACGGAAGUGGGCUUUGAUUCCGAGUUUCAUUCAACAGCUCGUCUGGUCAAGAUUGGAAGGCUGAUAAGUACAAUGUCCGAGCCGAAAAUCGACUGAAAGGGGGAAAUACUGAUGAUGUUUUUGGGACCUUUUGUAGAUAGCUGCGUCGGGUCAAAUGCCCUACUAUAUUGAUGUAGUUAUUCCAGGAUGUAUUACUUAGUUAUU
This is a messenger RNA of Aaosphaeria arxii CBS 175.79, 1690 nucleotides long. RefSeq lists its product as uncharacterized. NCBI's taxonomy places the organism in Eukaryota, Fungi, Ascomycota, Dothideomycetes, Pleosporales. The transcript has 4 exons. Bases 274 to 1482 code for a protein of 402 amino acids. The record is from RefSeq and is a predicted model, not a curated record.